This is a messenger RNA of Betta splendens (Siamese fighting fish), 2565 nucleotides long. RefSeq lists its product as uncharacterized. The coding region runs from base 236 to 1063 and encodes 275 amino acids. The record is from RefSeq and is a predicted model, not a curated record. The transcript is spliced from 5 exons. Lineage: Eukaryota; Metazoa; Chordata; Actinopteri; Anabantiformes; Osphronemidae.
AGAGAGAGAGCGGUCGUGGCGCGCGCUCCUCCUUCAUUCUCCGUCAGCCACGCAUACACUCGCAGAGCCGCGGUCCGUGGGUGCUGCACAGCCGUCAGAGACUUUGACUUCUCAAUUAACGCGCGGCGUUGGACUACCGACGAGAGAGGCCGAAGAAUCAAGCGACAACUGGGGCAGAAGAAAGUCGAUUUUUAGACUAAAACGUCUCUUGUUGCUGUGGCCUUAAAGGACGUAAAUGAUGGAGACCAAACUCUGGUUUGCCCUGUGUGCGCUGCUGCUCGUUAACUUGGCAGUGGCCGAACACGAUAAUGGCAACGUCACUGCUAAUACUGCUCCCAGCCAAGCUGCCCCAACACCAAAUACUGUCACGACCAAGUCCAGCACCGCCAGCACGCCUGCAGUCGGGAAAAACAUCACUCUGACACAUACGCCAAAGAACCAGAGCGAACCAACACCUUCUAUUGUGAGCAACGCCACCACCUCUCACCACCUCCCCACCACCAACGUGACAAACCCCUCACUCCAAAACCACACUGAGAACGAGAACGCCACGAGCCCCGCGCAACCCGCACACGUGCCCACCUCCACAUCCCUGCAGCCCCAAACGAACGCAUCCUCUCCUGCCGCGAAUGCCACGGAGCCAGCGGAGCCUAAAACCAGCCCCUCGGCUACAACCAGCAACACAACAAGUCCAGCAAACAGCACCCACCCCCUGCAGGAGCAGCCCACCAACAAGACACAGACUCCCUUAACGCCGCAGGCACAGGCCACCACUACGCAGAGCACGUCCACCAUCAGCCCAGCAGGCAACUCCACCACUGCGAUCAAAGCCAGCGCAUCGCAGCACAACGCGGGGGGCAACACGACAAUGUCCAGCCAGUCUUCCACUCUGAACUCGCUCCAGGCCGGCUUGGUGUCAGCCUUCGUCAUCGCCGCCGUCGUAAUCGCUCUACUCCUCUUCCUGAAGCUGCGCCGAAGAAACAGCCGACCAGCGUUCCGCAGGCUGCAGGAGGUACCUAUGGAUGAAAUGGAAGACACGCCUUUAUCCAUGUACACCUACUGAUAGAGUCCUUCAGCCCAGGACGAUGCCACCGCAGUGGACGAACCUGGCUCCGCUUCCUUAAUCGGCACCAUGCAGAAUGUCGUCUCGGUAGAUGUAAGCGAAUCUGGAUUGCUUUCAUUUAUCCAGAUCACUGACGGGGAGGAAUGGACUUCCCGUCGUGGGCGAAAGCUUCGCCCACGAUCCGGUCCUUUUGGAGGAAAGUUAAUAUUGGGUUUCUAAAUUACAGAUUAGGUCAACAAUCAAUUAAGAAGUUCAACUUUUGGAAUUGUGUGAUAUAUUUGUAGGUCCCUAAGUUUAAGGGUGUAAAGCAGGAGCUGCCAUCAUCCAUCACAGUGAGGGACAAAUUCAAUCUGUCCUGAUAGACUUUUCCCCGAAGACACUGGUCUCGUUUCCUUAAACUAAUGCUCUGAGUCUGGUCCAACAGGCCGACUGGGAGACAAAUGAGAAGAUAAAUGAACGUAACAAAUGACCUGAGCAUAGUGUUAAUGGGGUUGCACUUUAUUUUUUCAGGAAUGGGGAGAAACGGAUCAAAUUGUUUUGAGCAUUUGGCUCGUAGUUGUAAAUGUAGUCUGCGUGUAUGCACACGUGUGAGCCUGUUAGCGCUUGUGCGGCUUCUUGGGAAGCAGAACAAGAUUUAAAAAGCUUGCUUUUCUGUGUUAAAGGUCCUCUUGCCUGUUCGCCUGCUUUCGACAUGUGCGGAGCAUGUUUUGUGCUUUAAAUCUAAGAGAGUGCCUUACACAGCGUAGCGUCAGGUUUGGAUGAGUAUUUGUACCAGCUAACAGAAGGAUCAGCCCUUCUCCCAGCUUUGUGCGGCUCCUGUAGCGCUCAGGGCCUGAUAGCUGCUCCGACUUGUCUGCGUUUGAAGACUUGCCUUGAGUGUGUUUACCAUGAGGCAUUCAUUCAAAGGAUGACGGCUGCGGACUAAAAUUGGCCAGUGGCCUUUCCACACAAUGUUAGCAUUGUACUGUGCAUUUGUAAAUACUACUGAUGACUGCGUCACACAAAUACAAGUGGAGGAAACUCAUGGGAUUAUUAUUUUGUGUGACACAAACAUGUUAAUUUUGCAUGAACCUGAUGGAAAUCUGGUUGGAUUAAACCACGUCACACAUCAAGAUGUCUCCAAAUGGAGGUGGGAACUGUAAUUGCUGUUUAUUUUUUGAUGCACAGGUGGGUGACAAAUUAAAGUAAACCCAACUUUGCUCCUUAGUGCAAACUCCACAGGCUGACAUUCCCUUAAUUAGUGCUGGUGGAGAGUCCAGAACCUGCCACAGAUGUGGAGUUACACUGAGAUCACAUCUACUGAAUGUAGAAUUCAUAGCAUGUGAGUCACAUAAUGAUGUCACUCAUCGGGCUUUUUGUAAUUUGUCCCUUUUAUCCAUCCACUUAUCUCAUAUUUGGUUCAAAUGUCUACAAAGACUUGUAUUAAAUUCGUUACAUGUCCUGAAAGAGUCUUUGCUGCCAGAUGUGGCGUUCGUUGUUCAUUAAAGAUUUUUGAAACUGAA